GUGGUCGGAUAGAGGCGAGGUUCCCUUCCGCCAUUUUUAGCGUUUUGGCGGCGAAAAAUAAAUAUGUUGUACAGGACGUUGUGUAGAAGAAAAAUUCGCAAUGCUUGCAAACGGAGCGACUACAAGUUCAUCCUCACAUAUUUUGCCAGACAAUUUCAUCAGGCAAAACAAGAAAGUGAAUCCAAAACAGAUGAGCAUACUCUUUUAGACCACCCUUUCUUUAACCCUGCAAAGCACUCAGACGUAUUGAUACAAAGCUCAUCUCCCAUUUGCAUAAAUUUAGAGAGCUCAAAAUCUACUCCUGGUCACAGACUGUACCUUGGUAAGUUCCCCAGUGUUACAACAGUUCUCAAGCACACCAAGCCGAAAGGUGAGCUCUGGGGGUUACGCGUGUGGCAGCAGUCCCAAAUAGAAGAACUUGGGGAAGAGCAGUUUGAUGCUAGCAAGAAAGAGGCUUUACAGCGAGGGACCACAUUUCAUGAGGUGAUGAGAGACCUAUUCGUAGAGCCCUCCCCUCAUGGUGACAAUACUCACAUCACGUCUGGUUACUUGAAGAGUGUUGGGCACGUUUUACCAGAAAUCACCCAUAUCUCCGCAGUAGAGAGCGUAGUUGUACAUGAGACACUAGGCUACGCUGGCACUGUGGACCUGGUUGCCAAAUACAAGGGGACACAUGCUGUUAUUGACUGGAAGACUUCGCAAAAACCCAAAACCAGACUGUCUGCUUGUCACUCUUACCCCGUGCAGGUAGCGGCCUAUGCCGGUGCUAUUAACUACGACAGUAAUUAUCCAUUCCAGAUCAGUAAUGGGGUACUGGUGAUAGCUUACAGGAGUGGUGACCCUGCAGAUGUUCUUAUUAUGGAUAGAGAACAUUGUCUCAAAUACUGGAAGCGCUGGUUACAAAGGCUUCGUCUGUACAAAGAUGCACAUAGCUCGGAAAUAUGCCCAGUUCAUUCAGACACAAUGAAGGGGGAAUGUGGUGGUAUUGAGCAUGGCUCAUCCCACAUUAGUCAGCAAUACCAUGCAUCUCUCAAACAGGGAUGCAAAAGUCUUGGUUCUGGAAGGCCAGUCAGUAAUUAUGGGAGACCAAUAUAUCAACUUGGGAAGCUUAUUCCUGAUGAUGAGCUCAGAAGAGAUCCCUUAGGAUGGAGAAUAAUGACUUUAAUUCUUUCUGUCUGGGAGUUAUUUUUUGAUAGAUUUAUAAAAACUAUAGGCAAGAUGACCAAGAAGUAAGAUUUGAAAAAAAAAACAUUAACGAUAUAGAUUCAUGGAGGGUUGUAGGACCAGGAUUUUUUUUUUAUUAAUGGAACCCUAUUAAUUAUAUUUCUUUUUUAAUUCAAUAUUUAAAGCCAGAUCUUCCAGUUUAACUGAAUCUCAUUUACAGAAUUAAAUUUGUCAAAAACAAUUUUAUUGAGAUUGGAUGAGGUAUUUUAUUGUAAGUAUCGGGGAAGUGAUGAGGUUGAAUUGAGUGUCAAGAGCCUUUAAUGUCAAUCAACCACCCCUUUGUUUUUGUUUAUAUUGAAAUAACAAACUGCGAAUGAAGUCUGAUAUGUUAUUGACGAUAUUUGAUUAGAAAUAUCUCGGUAACUCGCUUGAAUUAGCUGAUGGAAAUGGAUGCUUAUGUGACUCGGCAUUGAGCGGGAGUAUAAAAUGGCGGCGUGAUUGGCUUUCUUUAAUGAAGCGUCUGGAACAUUCGCACCCACUCGCUACUCUUUGUAUAUUUUAGACACGUCGAAAACAUCAUAAGGACCGGUGAAGCAACUUUAAACAACAUUCCCAGAAACACAUUUAUGGAGGUUUUCAAAACGAAAUUGGAUCUUAUCUCUGUUCAAAUGGCAAAGGCACAAAUCGUCUUUAACAAACCAAGGUAAGAGUGGUUUUCAAAAUCUCGUGCAACAAAAUGUGAUAGUCAAAGUGUAAUAGUCAAUCCAGAACAAAAGAGAACAAAGACAUUACAAUGUAUUUGUACUAAAUUAACUAAAUGGUAUUUCACGGGUUUUUUUAAAACCAAUCUAAA
Molecule: messenger RNA, 2017 nt
Organism: Nematostella vectensis (starlet sea anemone)
Lineage: Eukaryota; Metazoa; Cnidaria; Anthozoa; Actiniaria; Edwardsiidae
Product: mitochondrial genome maintenance exonuclease 1
Exons: 3
Coding region: 64-1233 (389 amino acids)
Biological process (GO): mitochondrial DNA replication
Cellular component (GO): mitochondrion
Molecular function (GO): single-stranded DNA exodeoxyribonuclease activity
Source: RefSeq, a predicted model, not a curated record